This is a messenger RNA of Olea europaea var. sylvestris, 1308 nucleotides long. RefSeq names its product probable N-succinyldiaminopimelate aminotransferase DapC. The record is from RefSeq and is a predicted model, not a curated record. Gene Ontology annotation, biological process: biosynthetic process. Bases 95 to 1201 code for a protein of 368 amino acids. Lineage: Eukaryota; Viridiplantae; Streptophyta; Magnoliopsida; Lamiales; Oleaceae. The transcript has a single exon. Gene Ontology annotation, molecular function: pyridoxal phosphate binding; L-kynurenine:2-oxoglutarate transaminase activity. Gene Ontology annotation, cellular component: cytoplasm.
UGAACAACAAAUUGCUAUUCUGCCUAUGACAUUAUAAGAUUCUUAUCAGGUUGCCAAGCGCUUAGAGAAGUUCAAAACUACAAUCUUCACCCAAAUGAGCUCGCUUGCCAUCAAACAUGGAGCCAUAAACCUUGGACAGGGCUUUCCAAAUUUUGAUGGCCCAGAUUUUGUCAAAGAAGCAGCUAUUCAGGCCAUUAGAGACGGUAAAAAUCAGUAUGCCCGUGGAUAUGGAGUUCCUGACCUGAACUCGGCGGUGGCUGAACGCUUCAAGAAAGACACAGGACUUGUGGUUGAUCCUGAAAAGGAAGUCACCGUCACUUCGGGAUGCACUGAAGCAAUAGCCGCAACAAUGUUAGGCUUGAUAAAUCCCGGUGAUGAGGUUGUCCUCUUUGCUCCAUUCUAUGAUUCCUACGAAGCUACACUGUCCAUGGCUGGUGCUAAAAUAAAAUGCGUCACCCUUCGGCCUCCAGAUUUCUCGAUCCCCAUUGAUGAGCUGAAGUCAUUAGUAUCAAAGAAUACACGUGCUAUCCUGAUGAACACUCCGCAUAAUCCCACAGGAAAGAUGUUCACUCGAGAAGAACUAAAUGCCAUUGCAUCUCUUUGUAUUGAGAAUGAUAUACUGGUCUUUUCUGAUGAAGUUUAUGACAAGUUGGCUUUUGAAAUGGAUCACAUCUCUAUUGCUUCAGUUCCUGGAAUGUAUGAACGGACUGUGACCCUGAAUUCUCUCGGGAAGACGUUCUCACUAACUGGCUGGAAAAUUGGUUGGGCAAUAGCACCUCCACAUUUGACAUGGGGAGUCAGACAGGCACAUUCUUUCCUCACCUUUGCAACAUCCACCCCGAUGCAAUUUGCAGCUGCAACGGCCCUCAGAGCCCCAGAUUCUUAUUAUGAGGAGCUUCGGAGGGAUUACAUGGUGAAAAAGAAUAUCCUGGUCGAGGGGUUGAAGUCGGUAGGGUUCACGGUCUUCCCAUCAAGCGGAACCUACUUUGUGGUGGUGGAUCACACCCCAUUUGGACUGGAAAACGAUGUUGCUUUCUGUGAGUAUUUAAUCAAGGAAGUAGGUGUUGUAGCGAUUCCGACCAGUGUGUUCUAUUUAAACCCAGACGAAGGAAAGAAUCUAGUGAGAUUUACCUUCUGCAAAGACGAAGAGACUCUCAAAAGCGCAGUUGAGAGGAUGAAGGAGAAGCUAUUGAAGAAAUAAUUUGCCUGAUGCUUAAUGCUGUAGUAAUUUCUACCCAUAACCUUAUAUGUACUUUGCAGGGUGUAUGAGCUGGCAACUGUUAAUCUUUUAUUACCUCUAUUUAUUCA